AUGGCUAUACAUGCAUGGAAGUUAUGGCAUGCCAGGAAUGAAAGAUUGUGGGUCAAUAAAGUUUUGUCGCCCAGUGAGGUUCAUCAUGCUGCUAGUUCCUAUUUUAAUGAUUAUGUGGCUUCACUUGUGUCUCGACCAAGGACGUUAUCCCACCCAUCUGUUCCUCGUGUGCUCCCAUUAGUUGAGGCUACCACUCUUGAAGUUGAUUGGAUUGCAUUCAUUGAUUGUGCAGUCUUUGCUAGUGCUGAUUUGUUCGGUUUUGCAGCAGUAUUUGAGGACUUGGAAUGCUUCUUUUCCAUUGCAAUUUCGGGUUUCUAUGAGGGGGGUGGGCAACCUGUUAUUGCUAAAGCUUUGGCCUUGCGUCAAUGUUUAUCUUAUGCUAGAGAUUGUUUUCUUCAGGCGGGUUGUAUUUUUACGGAUAACCAAUCCUUAGCCUUGGCUAUUCGCUCUCCUCUGGAUGACUUUUCAGAGUUUGGAUUAGUUGUUUCUGAUUGCAAAGAUAUUAUGCGGUCUCAGGGUAACAUUCAUGUUUGUUGGGUACGGCGUUCAGAAAAUAGAGCCGCCCAUUUAUUAGCUAGAGAGUCUAUUCAUCAUGGUAGAUUCAAGAUUUGGAUUGACAUUCCUGAUUGUCUCUUGGAUUAUUAUUCUACAAGAUAA
Molecule: messenger RNA, 657 nt
Organism: Manihot esculenta (cassava)
Lineage: Eukaryota; Viridiplantae; Streptophyta; Magnoliopsida; Malpighiales; Euphorbiaceae
Exons: 1
Coding region: 1-657 (218 amino acids)
Molecular function (GO): RNA-DNA hybrid ribonuclease activity; nucleic acid binding
Source: RefSeq, a predicted model, not a curated record